This is a messenger RNA of Zea mays, 465 nucleotides long. RefSeq names its product low-molecular-weight cysteine-rich protein LCR70. NCBI's taxonomy places the organism in Eukaryota, Viridiplantae, Streptophyta, Magnoliopsida, Poales, Poaceae. The record is from RefSeq and is marked validated. Gene Ontology annotation, biological process: defense response. Bases 60 to 317 code for a protein of 85 amino acids. The transcript has 2 exons.
ACCUGCGCCCUUCUCUUUUCCUCCUCACUCGACAAAAACAAAUCUCCCUAAUUUCAGUCAUGAAGGCCCAGGUCGCAGCAGCAACUGUCUUGGUCUUGCUCCUCCUGACCUUUGCUGCGGAGGCUCGUACGUGCAUGUCGCGAAGCCAGGAACAGAAAGGGAGGUGCUUUCACGAUACGGAUUGUGCCGCCGUCUGCGUCAAACAGAGCUUCACCGGAGGCUUAUGCAACGGGCGGCCGCCGUUCAAGCAGUGCUUCUGCACUAAGCCAUGCAAGAGAGAGAGAGCUGAUGCUACACUCCGGUCGUCAGGCCUCUGAUCAUGUUGUGCUUGAUCCGCAUGACAGCGCGACUCUCGCUUGUAUGCCUAGGUUGAUGUGUAUGUAAUAAAUAAACAAAAUAGUAAAUGACAUGUUUUUCUUACAUGAAAGUCAAGCGAUUUUGCUUAUCUGACCGGCAUGUGUCCGC